AAAAAGACAAGGGUGAAGGAGAGAAGAAAUAGACGAAAAUAUGUAGAGAAAAUAUGGAAGAGAUGAGAGAAUGAAGCUGCGCUGAGAGUGCACCGGAGAGGGAGUGGGAGGAAGGGAGGUUUGUGGUUGGUGCUCUGGUAUGUGACGUCAGCGGCUUGUUGGAUUGAGGUGCUGUGUCCUGCUGAUUUUAAUCCUAACUCAUUAAGGAACAGAGAGCAAGUGCCUGUGCAAGUCCUCUGGGGAAAGAGAGAAAGUGACAAGGGAAGGAAGGAACACCUAACAAUUCAUCAAGAGAGAUAAGAAGCUAAUUUAUGGUUUGAGAGGCAGAAGGAGGGAGAAAUCAAGCAUUUUAUUUUUGCUUUUCAGUCUCAUGACUGCUUUCCCUCAUUACCCUUUCCCUCGUUUGUCCUGAGUCUUUACUUUCAAUCUUAACGUGUGGCCUGUUCAAGCAUGCCCACAAACGGAAUUAACAGGGCCCUGAAGCUGCAGUUUGGCCUCAUUAACUAUGAGAAUCGCUACCUGACGGCGGAGGCCUUUGGCUUCAAGGUGAAUGCCUCUGGCACCAGCAUGAAGAAGAAACAGAUCUGGACCUUGGAGCAGAACGAGCAAGAUGGCCAAGUAGUGUUCCUCCGCAGCCACCUGGGACGCUAUCUGGCCUCUGACAAAGAUGGAAAGAUCUCGUGUGGGGCUGAGAAGCCUGACCCCGACUGCCGUUUCCUUAUUGUGGCCCAAUCUGAUGGUCGCUGGGCACUGCAAUCAGAGCCUUACCUGCGUUACUUUGGCGGCUCGGCCGACUACCUGACCUGCUUUGCUCAAGUCGUUGGGGAACAAGAACUGUGGGCUGUCCAUUUGGCUUUACACCCACAGGCCAGUCUUCUCAGUGUGGCACGUAAGCGCUAUGCCCAUCUGUCUGCUUCAGAUGGAGAGAUCUCUGUGGACAGCAACAUUCCCUGGGGAGUGGACUCCCUGGUCACCUUGGUAUACCUAGAUGGCAAGUACAGCCUGAAGACCUGUGACAGCCGGUUCCUCAGCAAUGAUGGCAAACUGGUGAAGGAGAACACCAAUAAUACUAGCUUCACUCUGGAGCUGAAAUCUGGCAAGCUGGCCUUUAAGGACUGCGAUGGGAAAUAUCUGACCCCAAUAGGACCCACAGGAACACUGCGUUCUGGCCGGUGCUCCAAGCCUGGAAAAGACGAGCUGUUUGAUCUAGAGGAGAGUCAUCCACAAGUAGUUUUUCAAGCCGCCAAUAGAAGAUUUGUCUCAGUCAAGCAAGGAGUGAGUGUUUCAGCCAAUCAAGACGUGGAGACAGACAUGGAGACCUUCCAGAUGGAGAUUGAUAAGGAGAGCAAAAAGGCUAUGUUCAGGACCAACGGAGGAUCCUACUGGACUCUCGUGACUCACGGAGAGAUCCAGUCGACUGCCACAGAAGUAGAGAUCAACACAAUGUUUGACAUUGAGUGGCGAGGGCAGAGGGUUGCACUCAAAGCACGUAAUGGAAAGUAUGUGUAUACAAAGAAGAAUGGGCAGCUCUCAGCGGUCAGUGAUGCAGUGGGUGAUGAUGAAUUAUUCCUGAUGAAACUCAUCAACCGCCCUAUGCUGAUCCUCCAUGGAGAAAACGGCUUUGUGUGUCACCACAAGAACUCCAACACUCUGGAUGCAAAUCGAUCCGUCUACGACAUUUUCUCAUUGAUUUUCAACGACGGCGCCUACAACGUAAAAAGUGUGAAUGGAAAGUUCUGGUACGUCUCUAGCAGUGGCCUCGUGUGCUCAGACGGAGAGAAGCCAGAGGACUUUUUCCUUGAGUUCCUGGAACAUGGACGCGUCGCCAUCAAAGGCUCUAAUGGCAAGUACCUUCGUGGAGACCAGGGCGGCACACUUAUGGGUGUUGGUACAUCUGUUGAUGCAUCCUCUCUCUGGGAGUUCUGAUCCCCUAAAUAAGGGUCUUCAAAUAAUGCCGAAGAUGCGGGUGCAGAACCGGCUUCUAUCAGCUCAUACGAAGCGGACUGACCGGGUAAUAUUUUCCUGCCUGUUUUUAUACUAGCUGCCAGGUGCCCAAUCCCAGGGUUUGUUUUUAUAAAUUGGGAAGAUGUGAAUGCUAGACAGGUAUGUGUGUGUGGGUUUUUUUCUUCUUCUUGUAAAUGUUUUGUCUUUUCAAAUGGCAAUGCCAACAUCAAGCAACACAUACUGCUUGAAAAUGUGUUAUUUCACAAAUAAUGGAAUAGUGACUGUCCCAAUGCUUUCAGACACAUUUUGUUCAAUGCAGGUACAGUGACAAAAUAUAUCAGCCACACUGGUCAGUCAUUGAACAGAGAGAGAUUUAAAAGUUAACAAGUGUGUUGCUCCAUAACUUGGUUUGUCGCUCCCUUUGACACAUUUCCUGUUAAGCCUUUUUUCAGAAACCCUGUCGAUGAAUGGAAAGAAAAAUCCACUGGGAAUAUGACAAAAUAUCUCGCAGCCCUGACAACGUUCACAAAACUAAUUGAAAAUCAGUUAUAGACAAUGAUAAAUCAGUGUGGCUAUGUCCUAAGAUUUAGUGAAUAAAAAUUACCUUAAUUUGGUUUAGGUAAGGAUUAGUUGACUAUGGCUGGAUCUUACAUGUUACUUCUAUAAACUAUGUUUACCCCAACAUGUUUGUUUGUUUUUUACAGCUUUUGAAUGAUUUUAAUACUCUGACAUGUUCUGUGAGAACAGUAAAGUCAUUGACGCAACUCCAGGCAAAGGUAAUGCGUCGUUAACUUCAAGGACAGCGAACGGCUAGUGCCAGAGGCAAUUUCAUUUAUCUUAAUGGACCGUUUAGAGUUUUCAUUAAGGCACAAUAUAAAGCAAAUAAAGUGAACAGCAGCAAUUAGACUGUACUGUAUCAGGCACCUCUUUAAUCCUGAGCAACGUACUGUAAGUCCAAAGAGGACUUGAGUCAGUAUCACUGCUGAAAAACGCAGAAAUGCAUUUUUUAAUAUAGAUAGGUAAUCAAUACAGAAAUGUAUUCUGAAGAAGUCAUGUUCAGGAGCAAAUAUAAGUAUAGAUGUCAAAUAUCCAUGUCAGGGACCAGCAAUAAACCAAAGGGGGAGCACAUUUAAAGUAUCUGAUCCACUAUAAAUCUUUUUUAAUGAACCAGGUAUGAACGUGCUUCGCUUGUGUUCUACCUAGGGGCCUUAAACCACACUGCACACUGUAUUCUUUUAUACACUGUUCUUAUGUUCAGAGUUGGCUGGUAACAUGAAAAAAAUAUGAUGGAUGUUGAUAACAUUUUUGAUUAAGUACGAUUACUUACUGUUAGACAAAUCCUUAUACCAUAUAAAACAGUGAAAUCCUAUAAAACAUGCAGAAGCAAACGUGUUUGGAUACAAAUCUUAGAGUAAGGCUCGUCCCUUUUACCCACACUCAAGAUGUUAAGAUUCAGUGAUUUAAUUUAGGAAAUGAGUGUUUUCAUUUGUUUUCUCAUGAACAACUGUCUAACUUCCACAUCUCUGACCAUUUUUAUCAGAUACCUGAUCAGAAAAUACUGGACCACAAAUAUAAAAGGUCAGCUUUGACACGGGCGCACCUUAAAUAAAUUGGGAAGUGAAUGCAGAUUAAUCUAAUCACUGUGUGUUGUAGCAAUCCUUUCCCCAAAUUGGAAGAUCCCUGUUUUUACUUGAUACAACUCCUAAAAUAUCAGUGACAUUGAUUUGGAUUUAUCUCAUCGCUGAGGUAAUGUGCAGUUUUAAAAAUAAUAUCAGAACAUGUAUUUUUGCAUCAGAUGAUAACUAUCUGUAAGGGCUUAUUUAAGCCAUUUCCUCACUCAUACAUGGUAGUUGAAGUAAAUACACAACAGCCGAACAACAACAGCGGUUGAUGACGCAUGGCGUACCAUUACGUUAACCGUCACAGCAGCGGGGCAUAAAUCACUUGUUCCGCCCAUUAAUAAGCCUAAUACAUCAUCCUUGGGUGGGAAUGAAAAGUGCUUGAAUCCAAGCUGCAGCCAUCUUUGCUAUAUGCCCUUGCCAUUGACAUGCCAAUCAAUAACGUUACGUGAUGCAUCGCCUCUGGCCAAUGUUGUUUAAUGUUCCACUUUUUUUUGUUUCUCAAGGAACUGCUUAUCAAAAACUAAGCAAACUUAAAAGUCACCACUGCACUUCCUUGGGUCCUCAGGAGAGAAAAGUGAUGGACAGACAGACCAAAAGACGGAUAGAGAGUCAUCCAUUUAUAGUGAAACGUUUCACUUUUGACAGCCAGGCUAUCUCCUAAUGCCCUCUGCUUCCAGUAGUUGUGCAUUGCCAUCAACGUCCCACUGAUAAUUGUAUGAAUCUAACUCUGGAUAAGACAGCAGAAAUAUUAAUUCCACAACAAACUACAGAGUUCCUCUGAAGAACCAACCUCACGCUGCUUUUAAGGGCACAAGAUAAGAGAGCCGUGGUUGGAGAUGUCACGUCACAGUGACAUCACUGUACACAUUUCCAUUAUGUCCAUUAUUCAACGACAAUGCUCGGGAAGAGAAGGGGGAGUUUGACCAUGUUUCAUCUGGUCAGAUACUGAAUUGGUGACACUUAUUUCUGGUGCCCACUCUGAAUCCGUGGUGAUGCUGGGUUAAAGAUGUGCAUGAAGCAUUGACAUUUUAGAUUUUGUAGAUUUCUUUGGAGCAAAAAUACAUAUUUGAAGCAUUGUCUGCUGUCAUGCGACAAUAUUGUGUUCUAUCAGAAUCAGCCUUAUUGGCCAAGCAUGUGAGUACCUAUAAGGAAUUUGACUAUGUUUUUCUGUUCUCUCAAUGACCUUAUACUCUAACACAGCAGAUGAGAGAGCCUUACCAAUGUUAUUUAUGUAUCCCUAUAACAAAAAGAAUACAUUUGCCUCAAGGGGCUUCACAAUCUGUACAGCAAACAACAUCCUCUUUCAUUAGGCUUGGAUGAAAAAAAAGUCCCAUUAAUGGGCAAAAUGGAAAAGAAACCAGGUGAAUACAGACACAACUUGACAGUGUGGUGAAGAGACACUGACAUGAAACUGAGAGGCGGUACUUCCAGUUUGAAACAAAUGUUGGUGUGUAGUACAGAGGACUACCUGAACCUGUACACAAUUAAUCAUGUAGAUGUUCGUCAGCUAUCUCCCAGGAAUAAAAUAAAAUCUGCAGUAGUUCAAGUAUAGUAUAUAAACCAAUGGCUGUUUGAUGUGACAUUUGCAUUUAAUAGAGAAACUUUUUUAGAAAGCAAGGUCCACAAGGCUUGCUUACUCAUGCAUCCUGUAUCAGCUCUAUAUAGAGUCUCUGGCCAUAUUUUAGAAUGUAUUUAAAAUAUAUUUAGAUGUUUGUUGUAUUACCAUUUUUUUUUGGCUGAUAUGAUUUUUGAAAAUGUUGAUAACAAUAAACACUUGACAACACA
This is a messenger RNA of Scophthalmus maximus (turbot), 5351 nucleotides long. It is a transcript of the gene fscn2a, whose product is annotated as fascin actin-bundling protein 2a, retinal. Gene Ontology annotation, biological process: cell migration; actin filament bundle assembly; establishment or maintenance of cell polarity. The record is from RefSeq and is a predicted model, not a curated record. The coding region runs from base 451 to 1926 and encodes 491 amino acids. Gene Ontology annotation, molecular function: actin filament binding; protein-macromolecule adaptor activity. The transcript is spliced from 5 exons. NCBI's taxonomy places the organism in Eukaryota, Metazoa, Chordata, Actinopteri, Pleuronectiformes, Scophthalmidae. Gene Ontology annotation, cellular component: cytoplasm; actin cytoskeleton.